Molecule: messenger RNA, 4123 nt
Organism: Salvelinus sp. IW2-2015
Lineage: Eukaryota; Metazoa; Chordata; Actinopteri; Salmoniformes; Salmonidae
Source: RefSeq, a predicted model, not a curated record
AUUUAGCCCAGUAGUAGUUUAGAAUGAGUGACUGGAAGAGACACACCGACACAUAUAGCCAGCGCAAAUUCUAUUAGAUACAUUUUCUCUGACCGGUUAUUGCGGUUUUGAAUAUACCUCUUCAAUCAACUGCGAAGACUGGGCCAGUUGAUUUAUUUUUUCUCCUCUGUAAACUAAGAUUGGGCAUGACCAUGGGGGCCAGGCUGUGGGUGUAGCCACUGAGACAGCUGGGGGAGAGCGAGAGAGGAGGAAAGGCAAGCUAGCACCAGCCAAGCACCCUGCACUCCUCCUGGGAAAGAUGGGGGAGACAGAGGAGGAGAAGGACCAGGCAGGGAAGCUGUUUGAGAACUUCAUCCAGGCCUCCACCUGUAAGGGCACCCUGCAGUCCUUCAACCUCCUGUGCAGGCUGCUGGAUCUAGACCCUCAGGACCAUGAGACAUUCUACUGUAGUCUGAAGACCAGGCUCACCUCCUGGAGGGCCAAAGCCCUCUGGACCAAGCUGGACAAGAGAACCUGCCACAAGGAGUACAAGAAGGGCCAGGCCUGUGUGGGCACCAAGUGCCUUAUCAUCGGGGGAGGCCCAUGUGGCUUGCGGACGGCCAUCGAGCUGGCUCUGCUGGGGGCCAAGGUGGUGGUGAUUGAGAAGAGGGACACCUUCUCCAGGAACAACGUGCUGCACUUGUGGCCCUACACCAUCCACGACCUCAAGGGCCUCGGGGCUAAGAAGUUCUAUGGCAAAUUCUGUGCUGGAGCCAUAGACCACAUCAGUAUUCGUCAACUCCAGCUCAUGCUGCUGAAGAUCGCCCUGCUUGCAGCUGUGGAAUUCCACGUCAAUGUGGAGUUUGUCAAGCUGCUGGAACCUCCAGAAAAACAGGAGAAUGACGGGCCUGGCUGGAGAGCUGAGAUCAGGCCUGCCGAUCACCCCGUGGCUAAUAUUGACUUUGACGUGGUGGUGGGGGCUGAUGGGAGGAGAAAUACCCUGGAAGGUGAGAUCUCUGGAGGGAUGGGAGGGGUGCGUCACCUGUACAUCAAUGGAGAGCUGCCAGUGAAGUCGUGCUCUCUGGAGCGUAAUGCUACAAUACGUCGCCCUGUGAACCUGGCCAGACGAGCUCUGUGGAAAAUAUCAUACCUUUUAAUGUACUCGUGUUUCUUUGCAGAUUCUAGAGGGGCCGACGAAAACAGUGAAGACUAUCCUUCCAAGGCAGUCAGAAGUAUGAACAAAGUUCUGGUACCAAGAAAAAGGGUACCGAAGGAUGAGAAGAAGCUAGAAGAUACUGACCCAACGUACAAAAGGAGACGAAAAGUCUGCAGUUAUUUGGAAGAGGCAACCAACUUCUCCAGUCAGAGUGCGUCCUGUGUGGGUGAGGGGAGGGAGGUGAAGGAGAACAAGGUCCGCUCCAUGGCCAGCCAGCUCCUGUCCAAGUUUGAGGAGAGCAACCCCAGUUUCACCCUCAGGAGACAGGGUUCCUUGCGGAGGGAGUUCCCCGGGUCUGGUGACMAGUGUCACUCCUGUCAGAAGCGCGUGUAUGUGGUGGAGAGGAUCAGUGCUGAGGGACUUUAUUUCCACAGGGAGUGCUUUCGCUGUGACACCUGUGGCUCCGUCCUGCGCCAGGGAGGCCAUGCCUUCGACUCUGAGCAGGGCAAGUUGUACUGCAAGCUGCACUUCACACAACGUAAAUAUGGAAUGAACCAUCGGAGGACAUUCAAUUCACAUCUGGGUCAGAAUGGAGCCGGGGUUCAGGAGGGAUCAGAGACACAGACUCCCAACGGUGACCCAACAGAAGGCCUGCAGAGCCAGUCACCAGGUACCUUCAGCUCCCGCCUGAGGAAGAGCCUGAGCUGGCCCCUGAGUGUGACCCGGGCUGUGUGUGACUCCCCCCGCCUACUGUCUCGGUGGGUGCAUGGUACGGCCCAGGCUGUGGGCCUCCACUUUAGGGCCAAUGUGCAGGACUAUGUCUUCAUGUAUGAGCUGCUGAGCCUGGGAGUGCCCCUGCUGUUCAUGCUCCAGGAGGUGCUGCUGCAGAUGUACUCUGAAACCGGGCCUGUCUCCCAGUCCAUCCAGCCCCUACUGCUGUGGCUGGAGGAACACCUGGGCCACAGGCUCAUGUAGAGGCCCACUAGGGAGGGAAGCCUAAUCCUAACCCUAUCCCUAACCCUCGUGCAAUAGGGUCUGAAGCCUGGCCGAACAUUAACUGGUGUAUGUUGCAUUUGUGCCAUGUCAUAUGACGGCAAGCUACCGUUUGACCAUGUGUACAAGCACCUUGUUAAUAUUUUCUCACAGAAUAUGUAGCUGUCAGUGCAUUAGAUAUAGUCCUACACCAACCAAAGAACAAAUAACAUUUCCCAAGCAGUAUCUUGGUUUGUGAUACGUGUGGUAGUUUUUCAUGAACAUUAUAUUUUUCUUUAUGAUGAGGGGUAAUGURCUGUACAUGGUUUCAUGGUGGUCUAAAUCAUUUACGGUAUGUGGUUGAUAUGACUGCUGAAAUCAUCCAAUCUAUAUUGCUCUAGAGUUGAUUCUUUCAACAACUGGCUGUCGUAAUUGAGCCAGUUUUUACAUGGAUUAACUCAGGUUAUGACAGAGUUUUUGUGCGGAAAAAGUAAUCUAAAUGAAAAGACUGACUUGAAGCACUUUAACUUGGGGAGCUGCCUUUACCUGUGGCUGAUGCCUGAUGAAUGGUGUGGGAGUUAAUGGCUGCCUAAUGGCUGUCCAGGCCUUGGAUAAUGACUAGUGCUGACUCUGCAUGUUUACUAAACCCUGCUGAACUCACAGGUCAGGGUCGGGGUCGGGGUCAGGGGCCAACGUGGAUCUGUGCUUGACCAGAUUUUCUCAUCUUUUUUUCUAUUUCAAUAUUGUUUGACACAAGUUUACAUUUAAAAGUUGUUAUUGUAAGAUUUCCUAUGACACCAUGACCGUAGUGUACUUUCGCUACACAUUAUGAUAGCUUUUAUUGCUUUAUUUUAUGGCCCAGUGCCUCCAGUAUUUUUGUGCAUUGUCCAUUGUACUUAAAAGGGGAAGAGGUUUCAUGGCCAUGGGCUUUGGUUUACUACUCCAGUUCAUGGACUGUUUAAUGCUGCCACCUGUUGGUGAAACAGAUGCAAGGCCAAAUUCAAUUUACUGUAUGAUGAGGUGGAAUAUGGGACAAUCUUCUAAAGAGUUGAUGUAUGCUUGUAAUAGAAGUCUUUCUUCAUUUUUGUUAAGUCUAUUUCACUUAAAUAUGUUUUUCAUAAUGUUACGAAUAUUGCUGAAAGGAGUUGUUCAGKAGGACAGAAUCUGACAUGAUAACUCAGGCUAUGUUUGAAUGCUGUGGUGUGUAUGUGCUUUCCUGAACCAGAAGUUACAUAAUUCAUGCAGUACACUGUACAGUGCUAAAUUGUGUGUUGUUGAGUAGCACAAUCUCAUGUUUUCUCAAUGCCUUUUCUUUGACUAUCUAACAAUUACAAAGUUUCAAUACAUUUUAACUGGAUUUGAUCCUUCCUCUGAUUUCUCUCUGUAUUCUAACCUAUAUUUCCUUCCUUUAAUUUCUCCUCAUGUUCACUUGAAGUCUGUUUUCAACUUUCUGAUGAUGAGCCUUCUGAUUGGUUAGGAGACAUGCCAUUCUGAAGGUGAUCACCUGCAUGGUCACAUGGUUUUCUGAAUAAUGUUUUGGAGUGAACUGGUCAGAUUAGUCCCAGUUACUGUCAGCACUUCCACACACAAGUAAAAAUUGCUUCUAACCCCUGUGUUUGAGCUACAGACAGCAGUAUUUAAGCAUUGUAUUUUUCUGUUUCGUCUGCACACGGCGAUACCAACCAUUCGCCGAUGUACUUAACGGGGGCUGAACUAGAGCAGUGUUUGURAGACAAYGGCGGUUCCUGAAAACGGUUCUUCUCACAAAAAUGUCUAAUCUACAAACUAUUAUGAUCCUACUAUCGAAAAGCUGAGACUCAUAAACACGCAAGUGUACUCGCGUAGACAGCUUUCUGUCAUGCAGAGGCAUGCCACUCUUUCUUAAAUUAAUGCAUUGAAUAAUGUAUUAUGGGACUUCUAAUGCAGCCUGCUUUUCUCAUGGAGAUUCUGUGUUGCUUUAUGUAUGACCUAAAGCAACAAAUGUAAAUAAAUGAACUGAGUUAUUUGUCAUCUUGA